Messenger RNA from Diuraphis noxia (Russian wheat aphid), 2984 nucleotides. RefSeq lists its product as uncharacterized. Gene Ontology annotation, cellular component: cell leading edge; cytoplasm; axonal growth cone. The record is from RefSeq and is a predicted model, not a curated record. Gene Ontology annotation, biological process: neuron projection morphogenesis; positive regulation of neuron migration. Lineage: Eukaryota; Metazoa; Arthropoda; Insecta; Hemiptera; Aphididae.
UAGAAUGGUUGUGUGGUACUGUGGUACUUGCGCUCACACGUUAUCGCGGUAGGUAUGUGCCACAUGCGGUUCUGAACGGUCGUUUACAGCGCGUAGUGCAUCGCAGCCGUCCGUUGUGUGUUGUUUGCGUCGCGUUUUUUCUAAUAUUGUAUGUUCGUCGCAUCGAAGCGGUUUGGUGGGUUUUCGAUUGUGGGUGUAAGAGAGACACGAUUCGACGGAGAUUUUCACAACAGCAUCAGAAUAAAACCACUUUACGGUAUCCUCGCCGGUUGUGCGCACCGAACGUGUGGUAGACUCUACCCGUGUUCGGAGGAUGAAUCGGUGACACCGGAUUACCGUUGGCCACCGUACAGUGCACAGGAUUAAUAGUUAAACGCAAACGCCGCCACAAACAGGCGUUUCCUGUCGGCAAGAGCACAAUAUUCGACUACACAUGAUGAGCGUGCAAAACCUUCGGAACAAGUUCAGCCAGAACAACGGUUCGGUCCCGUACAAUCCGCCCGGGCUGAGUUACGGGAAAUCCGAUUCCACGGUAUCGUCAAGUCUGAACAGCAAAAACAAUAACAAUAACAACAACCAUCUCCAUCACCACCAAAUGUCGAAUUUCCAGACGCAAAACGGUGGCGGUGGACGGUUCAAGACGAUUCGCGAAGAGCCGGACGCACCGGAAGACUGCAACAGCAGCAUCAAGCCGGUUGCGACCAAAAACAACAGUUUUCUGCAGAGUUAUCUAGCGAACGAGAUGACGAGGAACAUAAAUGGUUCGCCCGGCCACGGCAAUAAGCACAUGACCGCCGCGCAGGUGCCAGUGCACAACCGGUUCGUCGCCUCAAAGUCGUCGCCGGUUGCGGAAGUUGCAUCAAAAUUCGCUGUAAAAUCACCUCAGGAAACCACGUCGAAAACGUCGUUCGGUGAGGUCAAAUUGUCACAGCACUCGCCAGCAGUAUCCGUACAUCCACCCAAGCCAAUCGGUGCCAAACCAAUGCUUCCGCCACCGCUACCGGACAACACUCCGCCCAGAUUUUCGGUCAAAUCUUCGACUGUCCUGAACAGCAACACCAACAGCAGUCCUGUGACAACCGCCGAGAACAAGUGGAAGAACAAAUAUGACGAAACGGAGGCGAAGCGAAAGAGUCUGUUGAUUCAGUCUCAAAAACUGUUGAGAGAAAAGUCUGACAUGGAACGCCAAGUGGCGAAACUGCGCGCCAAUCUCGAACUGUCGAAUAAAGACUUAUCGGAAAGGACCUUACAACUCUCUCAGCUGAGGAAUCUUUCCGAAGCGAUGUACAAAGAAUAUGAUCAAUUAAAACAACAAUACGAACUCGAGACAACUACGUUGCAAAAGGCGAUGGAACGAGCUUCGCAGUGGUAUAAACAAAAUCGUGAACUGAAAAGACGGAGCUCUGCUUUAAUGCAAAAAGUUAUGUCGGUGGCGCCGUCCACGUUGGACGACUUGGCAGAUGACACGGACGGUAAUGACAACGAUGCGGACAACAACGACACCGAAAUGGAAGAACUACGGAAAACUGUCAAAGAGCUUACUCAAGAAGUUUCGAGGCUACAAGCAGAAUUAAAUAAAAUCAAACUACAAGAGUUUGAAGCCCAGGAGCAGACGGUAGACUUGACUUCUGAACUGGAAGAAGAGCGUAGGGGGCGAAAACGGGCCGAACAAGAACUUAAAGAAUUAAAAAUGAAACACGAUAAUUUGGAAACAGUUAGCCGUAAAGUAGUCGAAGAGACGACUGUGUUACACCAACAAUAUAAGAGAGAAAAAGAAGAAGGCGUAAAGAUACGAAGUGAUGCGAACAAAGUAAAAUCCGAGAGGGAUGUGUUAGCCAGACAAAGUCAGCUGUUGAUGAUGGAUGCUGCGUCGGACGAAAAAAUAAUGAAACUAUUGUUUGAGGUGGAACAAUUACAAAGAACGCUAAGCCAAGAGAGGCAAGAGCACAUGGAACAAAUAAAAUAUUUACAAGAAAAGUUGGAAUCUCAAAGUGAAUCCGAACAAAUCGAAUUGUACGAAGAGAAGUUGAAGUUAAUCGAAGCAGAAUUACUAUGUUCUCAACAAAAAGCUGACAUUGCUGAAUCUCAGGUUGAAGAACUCAGUAAACAACUUCGAGAAACCAAAACCGCGGCCGCGCCGCCCCAGUGCGGACCCCCACCGCCACCACCACCACCAGCACCACCAGCACCACCUCCACCCCCUCCACCGAUCGCGUCGGCGGGUACGAGCGGUGGCAUCAAGCUGAAAACGGUUAGCUCGCUGAACCACAACUCCAACGCAAUUGAAGAUUUAGGGAAUUACUUAGGACUGCCAAUGGCUACUCCCAAGGGCCCUCAAGUGCAGAACGGUGCCAUUGACGCGAUAAUCAAUCAGAUCAAAGGAGGACGUUUCAGUCUAAAAGCAACGGACAAGGAGAAACAGAUUCCGGUCAAAAAACAUGAACCUCAGCCCGUCGUCAACGAGAUGAUGAACGUUCUAGGCACGUUGCGUCGGAAUCCCAAACGAAGAGCCAGUUUCAAAGCGGCGCCUGCCGACGUUGCGUUAUAGUAUACCUACCUAAUGAUUAUAUUAAAAAUUAUAUAUUUACAGUCUUUCCCUACAACUGUCUGUGUGUCUCGCUUGAAACAAUCAUUAUUAUUGUACUAUAAAUAUAUUAUAUAUAAAUAUUUUUUACAUUUUUUUUUGUUCCUCGAAUAUGUGUUUGUGUGGUUUGUGUGCGCGAGUGGUCUACUCGACGUAUAGACAGUCUCACUAUUCAUUAAAAAACAAGUUUUCAUUUUACUGUACAUAAUAUAAUACAUAAAAAAAAAUAUAUAUGUAACGACUCUUUACCUUAAAUAUAAUAUAAUAUAAUGGAUCGUGAACGACAGGACAUCUGUGAUUUUUACAUUUCUAUCGAAUUUUUCACUAAAUGUUUAGAUAAUAUUGUGGUUAGUCUAAGGAAAUUUGUUUUAAAAAAAUAUAAUGUUAUUACUAUUUAUUA